AUGGCUUCGCUCUUUCCUGCGUCCUUUGUUGACCCUUGGAGAGACCUCAUUGGGGCGCACGAAAAGGAGCAAGCCAAUGACUUUCCGUCUUACAGCUCAACCGCGCUGGAGCCCCUCAUCACCACAAGCACCCCGACAGAGCUCUUCGUCGGAACAGGCCACACCAUCUACGAGCGCGCUCUCCUGCCCGCCAUCCGCAACGCCAAGCGCUCAGUCCAUCUGGUCACCUGCUUCUGGGCCGACUCGCCCACGGCAAACUCGAUCCGCGCGACCCUCUUUGAGCUGGCCGCGUCCCGUGCCAGCCAGAGUGACCUGCCAACGCUCCACAUCACCAUCGGCUUCUCGUCUCGCGGACUGUUCCAAAAGCUAUUCCACACCUCUUCGAGAGAUGGCCACGUAUAUCCGCCGUCCGAGUGGAAGGCGCUGAAGCUGCCAGACCAGCAGACGUUAAGAAGCGGGUCGAUCGAAUUGACUGUCAAGACGCUCUUUUUCUCGCCCAUCAGCGUGAUGCACCCCAAGUAUCUCAUUGUCGACGAUACCGUGGCCUGGGUUCCUAGCUGUAAUAUCAGCUGGGAGAAGUGGUUCGAAGGAUGUGUUGAGCUGCGUGGCGGCGCAGUAAAUUCUCUCCUAUCCUUCCAUGAGCGCGUCUGGGGAUUGGGGACAAGCCAGGGUGCAACGGCCUUUAGCGAUGACGCGCAGCCAAUUGACGACCCAGCGGAGCAACCAACAGACAGCUCUCUUACUGGAAAUACGAAUGCAUCCCGCAUUGGCUCUGCUGAUGACUUGUCUCCGACUCAGUCAGUGAAGCUUGCGCUGGGGUCGACUCCUACGAUUCUUCUUCCAUCAUCCCAUCAUCGAAAUCCCGGCUUCAGUUGGAUCCCAUUUCUGAGGAAACCGAACCCACCAAUGACGCCCCUGAACGCUGCGCUUCUGACCUUGUUCGCCAACGCGCAGACAAGCAUUGUGCUAGUGACCCCAAACGUCACGGCCAAGCCGGUGAUCAACGCAAUACUGGCCGCGCUCGUUCGCGGUGUGUCUGUCGAAAUCAGGACGAACGAAUCCAUGAUGCUCAUCGAGCAGCUCAUCACAUGCGGAACCACCACCAGUCGCUGCAUGAACAAGCUGAUGAAGGAAUACUCGCGACUGGCCCUCGCACACGCCCGUCGCGCCCAGUCCGACCUCGAGGCCCAGCCCCAUCCUCUUGGACAGCUACAAAUAUUCUACUAUCAACACCGCUGGGAAAGAGAGGGCGAGGCAGACGAGCCGGUCGUCAGCCAUUUCAAGAUGACAAUGGUGGACGACAGAUACCUCGUGCUGGGCUCGGGCAACAUGGAUAGGGCAAGCUGGUGGACGAGCCAAGAGCUAGGGAUACUGUUUUAUGUUCCUGGGUUCAGCGAGAAGGUACUUUGGGAGAGGGCUUUGCGUUGCCGCGGGCGGCGCGCAUUCCCACCAGCAUAA
This is a messenger RNA of Cordyceps fumosorosea ARSEF 2679, 1458 nucleotides long. Its product is annotated as MmgE/PrpD family protein. Gene Ontology annotation, molecular function: catalytic activity. The record is from RefSeq and is a predicted model, not a curated record. The transcript has a single exon. Lineage: Eukaryota; Fungi; Ascomycota; Sordariomycetes; Hypocreales; Cordycipitaceae. Bases 1 to 1458 code for a protein of 485 amino acids.